Monomorium pharaonis (pharaoh ant) is the source of this 1570-nucleotide messenger RNA. Its product is annotated as tRNA N(3)-methylcytidine methyltransferase METTL6. NCBI's taxonomy places the organism in Eukaryota, Metazoa, Arthropoda, Insecta, Hymenoptera, Formicidae. The record is from RefSeq and is a predicted model, not a curated record. The coding region runs from base 107 to 931 and encodes 274 amino acids. The transcript has 10 exons.
UUGUCUAAAGGCCAUCUCACACAGUUCCACGCCGACCACGCGGUCUUCGUCCAUUUUCUUCGGACAUCUCAAGGAGGAAGGUUGACUACUCGCAACCGGCGAAAGAAUGAGCGAAUCCGUCGGAAACGCGACAUCGAACGUCGGCCACGUGGCGAAGCGUCUCACGCCGGAGGAAAUCGAUAGAAUGCGGGCGCAGGAUUCCCGCCUGGUGUCCGAGUUUCGCGCGAAUCAACUCGAGAGGGACGCGAAAAAGCACUGGGAUCUGUUCUACAAGCGAAACGACACCAGGUUCUUCAAAGAUAGGCACUGGACCACGCGGGAGUUCGACGAGUUGCUGGGUUCGAGCAGCAAUGGCGAUCAAAAUGUCCUCCUCGAGGUGGGCUGCGGGGUCGGCAAUUUCGUUUAUCCGUUAAUAGAGGACGGACUGAAAUUUCGGAGAAUAUUCGCGUGCGAUUUAUCCACAAGGGCGAUCGAGUUGCUCAAGAGUCACACGUUAUUCCAUCCGGAAACAAUAAAAGCCUUUCAAGCGGACAUUACGUUAGAAAAUUGUUUCGCCGAAAUUGAUUGUCCAGUUGACAUUACAACUCUGGUAUUUGUAUUAUCAGCUAUUCAUCCUGAUAAAUUUUCCAAAGUUGCCCAGAAUAUAUACAACGUUCUUGGUAGUGGAGGAAUAUUGCUAUUUAGAGAUUACGGGUUGUACGAUAUGGCACAAUUACGUUUUAAACCUGGGCAUAAGAUUAGUGAGAAUCUGUAUAUGCGACAAGAUGGAACCAGGAGUUAUUAUUUCUCCAUAGAACAAAUAACAUGUCUAUUUGAAUCUGUUGGUUUUCAAACAUUGGAUUGUUGUUAUGUACAAAGACGAACAGUAAAUUUAAAAGAGAAUAUUGAUGUUCCGAGAAUCUUUGUCCAGGCAAAAUUCAAGAAAUCUUGAACAUGUAUAUGUGUAAAGUGAUAUUGUAAUUGUGAGACUUGUGACAAACUGUAUGAGGAAAAUUUUAAUUUUUAACAUGGUUUAAUUAUAUUUAAUAGAAAUAUAUAAGUGAGCAGUGGAUAUUUAAGAUAUUACAGAUGCAGUUCAGUAAUGCUUGUGAUAAAUUAUAUGAGAAAAAUUUUAAUUCUCAAACAUGAUUUAAUUAUAUUUAGUAGAAAUAUAUAAUGGCGCAAUCGAUAUUAAAGAUAUCUUGAAAGAAUUGCGACCAAUCGAGAAAAAGGAGUAUUUUAAAUAUAUGAAGAAAUUAAGAUGAUGCAUGGCUGUGUGAAAUAAUUGACUCGUAAUUUGAUUUCGUUUUUUAUACAAUGCCUUGGUUUAUGUGAGAUUAACUUAAAAAUUAAAAGUCUUGAGAAAAAGAGUAUAAUAUGCUUGUGACUGAAUCCAUAUAUAUUGCGGAAAAGAAUACAUAUAUAUUGCGGAAAUUACUACUUUAAAUAUGUGUAACAGGCAUAAAUACAAAAUAUAUAUAGUUAAUAUACAAUACGGCGUGGAUAUUGUGUAUAUCAAACAAAAUUUAUAUUGAGAUGUUAAAGUGUUUUUUUAAUUUUAUAAAUAAAAAAUUGUUAAUUGUUACAAGUU